Messenger RNA from Magallana angulata, 2242 nucleotides. Its product is annotated as fibrinogen-like protein A. The record is from RefSeq and is a predicted model, not a curated record. The transcript has 6 exons. NCBI's taxonomy places the organism in Eukaryota, Metazoa, Mollusca, Bivalvia, Ostreida, Ostreidae. The coding region runs from base 292 to 1998 and encodes 568 amino acids.
UUCUGGAAACAAACCCACUUCAACUUAGUGGCUAAAUACAGGAGGCCACUCGAAGAAAUUUUUAAAAAUCUGCUGGAAAGUUACCAUAUCGAAAUGCUUGAAUGGUAGUGUAGUGUUUUGUAGCUUUUGUUUUGACUUUUUAUAUCUUGUACAUUUUCAAUUGGAAGGACCCCAUUUCUUUAAGAUAACACGUAAACAAAAAGCAACCUUGUGGUGUAGUACCGUAUUGGUAAAUUUGUCUUAAACAAACUUAAGAGAUAACGUGGAACAUACUUGACGAAUAAAACAGUUAUGAAUAGACUGUUUAGAAUUGAAAGUUGCAUUUAUUGGUUCGAAUUCCUAACCGGUCAAAUGCUGUUUGAUAAUUUUGGAGCUCGACAGGAACAAAACGACUUAAACUUGGACUUCACCAAAAGUGUACUUCAGCAAUUAUCUGAAGGUAUUGAAAAAAAGUUGAUGGAUAAACUUGAUGAAGUGGAAAACGUAAUGGAAGCAAAAUUUAGUCAGUUGAUAGAGACUACAAUAAGGAAAACUGUUGAAAAGGAAAUGGUCAUCGCCAGAAACGUAAGUUCACAUUUUUUAGUCAAAAAGGAGGGAAACAUUGAUCUCACAAAUACAACACGUAGCGCAGUGGACAUUUUAAAAAGCGUGGAAACGAAGCUAAACAGUCUUACCGAAAAGUUUAAAAAUUUGAUCGACCGACAAGAAUUUGCAGAUUUGCUUAAUAGAAGCAUUUCUACAAUUAAGACGGAACAGCAAAUCUUAAGACAGGACAUGCUAUCUUUUACAACCUAUUUAGAUGGAAAAGCGGAAACUCUUUUAAAUAACAGUGAUAUGAAUAGGUUAAAUAUGAAAGAAGCAAUUGAUGGACUCUCCAGUCUGAUACAGGUACAAACUGAAGUAGAGAAAACAAAUGAAACGGGCAACAGAGGAACUACGAAAGACCUUCAAAUAUUUCAGGAAAUGUUACAAAACAAUUUAUCCGCCAUAGUUUCUGCGUUUGAGUCUCUUUUCAAUAUGACGAACCAGACGGGGUCUGUUUGUACAAAAACAAUGGCAGGUGAAUUUGGCGAUAAAGAACCUAAUCUUGAAAAAAUAUUUAUAGAUGGAUUGAACAAUUUUACCAUUAUUUUAGAAAAGACACUGAUGGAAAGAGAAAGUCUUCUAAGAGAGGUAGGGAAUAUAUCGGUACAGCUUUCUCCAAAAGAUGAAGUACUUGUUGUUGGAUUAAAUAGGUCUUCUAUUGAAAUGCUACAUCAGAUUCUUUUAGCGAUGCGGAAUCCUCAUCAUUUGAAAGUAACAACUACCUAUAAAAAUGAUUCAAAUACCAUAACAGGCUCUGAUUGUGCUGAUAUUUUGAAGAAAUAUCCUAAGACCAGAGGGAAGGAUGGCGUUUACAAUAUAACGGUUUUAUUAAAUAAAACAAAAUCCGUAUAUUGCGAUAUGACCACCGACAACGGAGGAUGGACGGUUAUUCAGCGAAGAAUCAAUGGAUCUGUGAAUUUUUACCGCAACUGGAAAGAAUACAAGAAUGGAUUUGGAUAUGCUGAUCAUGAGUAUUGGAUAGUAUCAAAUACAGGAAAUGAUAUGCUGCAUAGACUGACAUCUCUGAAGCCCCAGGAACUGCGAGUAGACAUGCAGAGAUUCAAUGCGGAAAAGGCCUUUGCAAAAUAUUCUAACUUUUCUGUUGGUGACGAGGAGAGUAAAUAUAAACUAAAUGUGAAAGGCUACAAUGGAACUGCAGGGGAUAGCCUUAAUUACAGCAAUGACAUAAAAUUUUCGACGCUGGACCAGGAUAAUGAUAAUGAUAGUGGAAACUGUGCCACCUACUGGAAAUCGGCAGGGUGGUUCAAAAGCUGCUUCAAAACUAACCCUAACGGUCAAUACACAGGUUCUGAAAUCAAAGGUCCUAAAUAUAUUGUAUGGCAUGGUUUAAAGACAUCAUUCAUUGCUCUGAAGAGCAUACAGUUUAUGAUUCGUCCACGUGUCUUAAUUUGAUACUGGACAUUGAAACAAGAGAUUUAUGUACAUCACAAGAAAAUGAUGUGUAAUAUCUAACUCAUGUCAACCUGAAAAACAAAACAAAACAAAAAGGCCACGUCUUACCCAUUUAACAGUCUAGCUUUGAUAUAUUUUAGCAUGUUUCAUUGUUUAUUCGGUUUGUAUCGGAAAUUGUCUUGUUUUGAAAUUUUCCUUUUUAUUAUUGUGUAUUUCGUUGAAAAUAAAAUUGAAAUUCAUCUGA